Nyctereutes procyonoides (raccoon dog) is the source of this 2151-nucleotide messenger RNA. RefSeq names its product IDNK gluconokinase (gene IDNK). Gene Ontology annotation, cellular component: cytoplasm. The transcript is spliced from 5 exons. The record is from RefSeq and is a predicted model, not a curated record. Gene Ontology annotation, molecular function: gluconokinase activity. Bases 86 to 643 code for a protein of 185 amino acids. NCBI's taxonomy places the organism in Eukaryota, Metazoa, Chordata, Mammalia, Carnivora, Canidae.
CCCAGCGCUCGGCCCCCGGUGCCCGGGAAGGCUGGGCGGGCGGCCGGGCCCCGGCAGGCGGCGGGAAGGAGCGCGACUGCGGGCCAUGGCGGCGCCCGACGUGCUGCUGGUGAUGGGCGUGAGCGGCUCGGGGAAAUCGACCGUGGGCGCCCUGCUGGCAUCCGAGCUAGGAUGGAAAUUCUAUGAUGCGGACGACUAUCACCCAGAGGAAAAUCGAACGAAGAUGGGAAAAGGGAUCCCACUGAAUGACCAGGACAGGAUUCCAUGGCUCUGCAACUUACAUGACAUUUUACUAAGAGAUGUAGCCUCCGGACAGCAUGUGGUUCUAGCCUGUUCAGGUCUGAAGAAAAUGUACAGAGACAUCUUAAUACGAGGAAAAGAUGACACACCUCUGAAGUCUGAUGGGACAGGGAAGGACAAACAGCCAGCUGAGGUGAAGCUCCUCGUGGUCCAUCUGAAUGGGUCUUUUGAGGUCAUCUCUGGACGCUUACUCAAAAGAAAAGGACAUUUCAUGCCUCCUGAAUUACUGCAGUCCCAGUUUGAUACUCUGGAGCCCCCAUCAGCUCCAGAAAAUUUCAUUCAAAUCAGUGUGGACAAAAAUCUUUCAGAGAUAAUUGCUACAAUCAUGGACACUCUAAGAUAAAAGGAGAACAGUUUUAGAUUGGCAGUCUAGAACAAUCAGGAAACCUUUAUUCCAUCCCAAACUAUGUUCUGGUGUCUUUGCCAAUACUGUAUUCUAAAUUCCUAAGGUGAACAAAUCAUAGUGUACUGAGAUACACUUUUUGGGGUAUAUUUUUAGGAAUUUGUGCUCUGACACACUGAGAGGAAACGGCAGGGAACUCUGAAAGUAAAGCUUCAGUAGAAAUUCAAAUUCCUAUGACCUAAUCAAACGAUCAGAGGGAACCCCGUAAUCGAUGCUGUAAAUCACCACCUUAUUUAGAACAUUUCUUGAUCAUACCUAUAUUUGAACAAAUAAAUCAAACUUGGCUAUCCUUGGUAUCCCCUAGAAAUUGGUCCCAGGAGCAGAAACGUGUACAUAAUCGACCACUCACCACCAAGUCAUGUCACACCACACACUUCUAAUCCUCUCCUCUCUCCUUGGAUUAUCUCAAGGUAAAUAAAUUAAAAGCACAGUGGAUGAAGCAUGAGACUCACUGACCAGCCGUCCCCACUCAUUUUGCAGAGACCCUUGUGAGACCAGGCUGGUGUCAGCCACCUGCCUUCCUGCUGCAAAAGCCAUCAGCAACAGAUCCUAGGACAAAGAAGGAACACCACAGCUGUUACAGCCCAGACAUGAAAUGAACCUUUCACAUGGGCAGCAAUGUGCCAGGGGCAAUGGGACUAGGGGAGGCUGUGUAGGACGUUGGGAGGCACGGGUGCAUGCCAGUCUACUCAGCACAGGCUGGGUUUCAGCCCUUCCCCCAGAGGCUCCAGAAAGAAGUUUCUUUGUCUCUUUAUCAUAACCAAGGCCACAGAAUGCAGCUACUCUGCAGGGCCACCGAAUAGCCCUGCCAUAAAAGUGAAUUUUGGAACCAAUAACCUGUUUUUCUCCAAGGGCAUGCAGUUUGUCUUGAGAACCAGAAAUAGAAUAUCUGUCGGGGGUGCCAGGGAGUGAAAGAACCCUUCUGGGUAGACAGACCUUGCUUAAGAAAACUGAAGUUUAAGCCUCAGGUUUUCCUCUCUGCCAGGUGACUAGAGAGGCAGCUCCUGCCUGGCUUCAGUCUCUGUCAACCGUCACUGCUCAGCAUCUGAGCUCUCCAGUAGGCCAGUCAACAUACUCAGGCAGGCCGAGAGUCCCCCCAACAUAGAGGAAGGACUCGGUGAUUGUCCACUGCACUCAGUGAGUCUGGAUUGAGUACUGUGAUGGGCACUCUGCAGGGUCUAAGGACCUACAGGGUAACACAAAGCUCUGGUUCUCAGCUGGCUUCCAUUGGGGUGGAAAGAUGGGGUAUCUCAUAGCCUCUGGCCCAGGCCAGAGUUCUCGGUGAAAGCAGCUACUCCCAAAAAGGAAUUGAUUUUCAUCCUGCUGGACUGUCACGUAGGACCUAGUGAAAAAGCCUGUUUAUGAUUACAGGAACACAGAAUCUAUCAUAUCCCUCAAUAAAAAUGUUUUUUUGCAGUUGUACCAUACAAUGAAGUUUCUGAGAAUAC